AUGAACAUUGAUGCAAGCCAAGAACUCGGCAACGAUGCGAAAAGAGUCAAGUCCAUCUAUCAGCAUUCUUCUACACAUACUUCAAUCAUUGAACAACUAUUAAAUGCUCGACAUGACAUACACAUCUCACAAGCCAGAGGAUUGUGCUCCCGUGUAUACAAGAUCCCAUCUGGGCUAAUACGCCGCAACACACAACAAGAUGAACAACAGCUGUGCAUCAAGAGAGUAGAUGAAGAUGAUCAAUAUGCUCCUCAUGCUGUUGCAAGAGAAGUUUUGGCGUAUUCAAUCAUAGGCAGUGCAAGUAGGACAGAGGGUGCAGAUUGUAUCAUGAAUCUCGUAGCAGCAUUCAAAGAUGAGAGUGAUGAUUUUACCACUCUGUAUGAUCUUGUGAUGCCUUGGUAUCCGUGCACACUGCAAGACUUGCUAGACGAGCCGCAUUUCCAAAUCAGUCAAACUGCAAACGGAUCAAGUUCAGAGGCAGAUGAAGAGCAGAGACCCGCUCUACAAAUAGCGAAAAGCAUCAUUGAUCCGGUAGCAUUCAUUCAAAAGGUUACAUCGCAACUCUUUUCUGCACUUUGCUUCCUGCACGCCAACGGAAUAGCACAUAGGGAUGUGAAACCGACAAACAUCUUACUCAAAACAGUCGGAACGAACGACAUCCAAUUGAUCGAUUUCGGUACUUGUUUCUUAUCUCAGAAUCGAUACACGCCUGGCGAUGACGGAAAAGGUGGAUUGGCAAGUGAAGUUGGAACAAGUGCAUAUCGGGCACCCGAAUGCCUGCUUUCACCAUUGAAUGGCUAUGAUCCCUACAAAGUCGAUAUAUGGCAAGCAGGUGUUACAUUGGCAGAAUUCUUCCUUCCGCUCAAGGAUUUGAAUGAGGAGAAAGAAGAAGCCCUGUCAGAAGAGGAAGACAACAUCAGUAGACCUGACGAGCGACUGGACUGGGAGCGUGCAUUGUGGUCAAAAGAUGAUGGAAAGGGAUGGACAGACUUGCAUGAACGAUUCGACAAAAUACAAGGACAUUCAGAAGACUUCUUCAGUGUAAUAGACGAUCCGCAGCCUAAAGUGCAAAAACAGCAAAAUCAAUCGAGCUUCACCAGACAGACACUAUUUGAAGGAAGCAGAGGAGAUUUGGGUUUGGCAAAUUCAAUCUUUGACAUUUUGGGCUUGCCAAAUGGCGAUGCACAAGGUGAAGCAGAAUGGCCUGAAGCGGUUCACUUUCAACCAUCGCUGUCAAGACUGCCUUUCAAAAGACGGCUGCCAAGAGAAGGAGGGCUGAAAGGGUAUCUCACAGACUUUGUAUCAGAAGAGAUCGCAAAGCCGCUCAGUAGGGUGCUGGGCGUAUUACAAGAGAGCAUACGACUUUCAGCAAGAAGCAGAAUAGAUGCGGCAAAAGCAGUAGAACAACUUUCCAAGUAA
Meira miltonrushii is the source of this 1419-nucleotide messenger RNA. Its product is annotated as kinase-like protein. Gene Ontology annotation, molecular function: ATP binding; MAP kinase activity. Lineage: Eukaryota; Fungi; Basidiomycota; Exobasidiomycetes; Exobasidiales; Brachybasidiaceae. Gene Ontology annotation, cellular component: cytoplasm; nucleus. The transcript has a single exon. The record is from RefSeq and is a predicted model, not a curated record. Gene Ontology annotation, biological process: intracellular signal transduction; protein phosphorylation. Bases 1 to 1419 code for a protein of 472 amino acids.